AUGGAGCCCCAGAUCCCCUUCGAGAAUUAUGCAAGACCUCGCCCUUUUCGCACCUAUUCCCACAAAGCGAGGACUUCCUCGCCCACUGUGCUUCCGUUGUUGAGGACCAGAGAGCCACCUGCGAGCCUUGCUAGAAAGCAUCAGCAAAGCCCCGCGCCCCAGGACGAGGACUUCCAAGACGAAGACUCCCAGGACUAUGGUGUAGUUCCUGAAGAAGAGACAGCUGCGUACCAAGCUGGGUACGAUUUCGAAGAUGCGCACGAGGUUGAACUUGAGCCACAAUAUGCCUCGGAUACUUCUCAAAGUCCGGCCGACUAUGCAACGGAAGAUGAUGCCAGCUUGGAGUAUAGCACCGAUGAAGACGAAGACAAGCGAACGACCCCUGAAGAGUCCAAGUCUACGCCUCCAUCGUCAGUGAAGUCCAGCAGUAGCACCAAAUACCUCUCCAAGUCUGUCACAGAUCAAUCAAAUCGCCUGAGACGCCGCCCAUUCUUGCUCUUCGACAAGCUACCGCCGCGUGGGUUCAAGAGGCUGAAGCCCAAAAUAGAAGACAACAUCACAGCAACCUUGUCUGCCAAGUACAAGCUCGGCGACGGGUUCUCCAAAGACGAGGCGAAACCAAACGGGCUGGUUCAGUUGGGCUUCCAUCCGAUGGUUAAGAGAAGAGCACCACAAGUUGAAUCGAAAGUGGGUGCUUUGGAUUUGACACAGUCCAGUUUUACGAGGUCUCCCAAGAAGGAUUCCAUUGUAAAUAAGAAGAAUAAGACGACAACAAAGAAGAGGGCCUACGACAACUCGUUUCUUCCUGACCCCAAGCAUGCCGAACGUCAGAGGAAGAGACAAAAACAACUGAAGAAGAAGGACAACCCCCUGAACGACAAGGAGAUGCUACCGCCUACAGCAGCGGUGAAGCCCAAGAUGAUAUUGACAAGUGCUAUUUUGGGGGAAUACGCACAUUUCGCAGAGAAACCACAGCCCUCCGCGGCUGCUGUUACCCCGGAACAUGAACAGACGCAGACACGAAUUGAAGCACAAAGUCGACGGGAGGAAGAAGAAGCUGACGUGCCUUCGGACGACAACGAGGAAGGCGACCUUGAAUUCGAAGAGCCCAUUUCUCGAGAGCCAUCUGUCGAGCUGGGCGAGCCUCCGGCUAGAAAGAAGGUUCCAGGACACUCUCCUUUCAAUCACCAACAGGACGACCAACAACAAGAGGCUACUCUCAAAGCGCAACAAGAAGAAGCUGUUGAAGUGCUUAGCGAAGAUUCUGUCCAGAGCCCAGUCCAAGAGCCUGCUGUUCAAGAGCUUGCUGUUCAAGAGCUUGCUAUCAUAGAGCCCGUUGAGAAGUCUCUUGAACAGCCUGCCGAAGAGUCUCCCAAAGGUCUUGAACAGCCUGUCGGAAACCCUCUCGAUGGGCCAGUCAAAAAGCCGGCAGAAGAACAAGUACAAUCAGCCAACCAUAUCGAGAUAUGGGAUGGACCUCCAAGCCCAGUCACCAUCAAAGAGAGCACCAGUGUCAAGUUCAAGUCCAAGUCCAGCUUCAACUCCAACUCCGAGCCGACGGAACGCGGAACUGAGAACCUGAAUGCGAUUGACACAGCAGAGCUUCCCAAAGCCACCUCCCAUGACAGUCUCGGAGCACCACAUUACCGUCAGACACAGCGUCAGAGGAGCAACCAUCAAGAGGAGACUUCCCCAGGUUCAGGCUGGGAGACAUACAUCUCGGAAACUGACAUUCAUACCCCCACUCCUCCGAGGCCUUUGAAUUCGAGAGCCAAAUCGGUGCCUUCCGUGCCCUCCACUUCUUCCAGGCCGGGGAAUACGGGGCUUAGGAGGUCGAACUCUGCGGUUUAG
This is a messenger RNA of Sordaria macrospora k-hell, 1851 nucleotides long. RefSeq lists its product as uncharacterized. NCBI's taxonomy places the organism in Eukaryota, Fungi, Ascomycota, Sordariomycetes, Sordariales, Sordariaceae. The record is from RefSeq and is a predicted model, not a curated record.